Molecule: messenger RNA, 285 nt
Organism: Rangifer tarandus platyrhynchus (Svalbard reindeer)
Lineage: Eukaryota; Metazoa; Chordata; Mammalia; Artiodactyla; Cervidae
Source: the annotation of a GenBank genome assembly
AUGAGGGGUGACUCGCGGGAGGGCGCGCGGCCCGCGGCGCGUGCUCGGCCGGCGGCCGGCGGCCGGCGAGCCCCGGCCGUCCCGCCGCCCGGCGUCCUCGCCAGCCCAGAGUCGCGUGGGGGCGGAGCCGCCCGCGGCCGCCGCUUCCUGAGAGCCGGGGAUACCCCUCCCGGACGUCACGGAGGAGCCGAGGCGGCGGUGGCGGCCCGCGGCCCAUCCUGCACUUGCAUCACGGGUGCAGCAGCAGCUGCUCGACUCCUUUGUGGCUUUCCCCCUGUUGAGUAA